Messenger RNA from Fukomys damarensis (Damara mole-rat), 578 nucleotides. RefSeq names its product small ubiquitin-related modifier 1-like. Gene Ontology annotation, cellular component: nucleus; PML body. Gene Ontology annotation, molecular function: ubiquitin-like protein ligase binding; protein tag activity. Gene Ontology annotation, biological process: protein sumoylation. Lineage: Eukaryota; Metazoa; Chordata; Mammalia; Rodentia; Bathyergidae. The transcript is spliced from 4 exons. The record is from RefSeq and is a predicted model, not a curated record. Bases 261 to 578 code for a protein of 105 amino acids.
AAGUUCCAUUCUAAUGCUAUAGGCAAGGAGCACAAAAACAUGACUGUGGGCACCUUCGGUCUAGGAAGGCUUAAUGGAGCUUAUCCAGGAACAACAAGCAAGUCAUCCACAGGGAUCUGAGGGGAUGAGAUAUUUGACAGGUAUAACAUGUCUUUACAAGAAUUAAAGAUGUAAGAUGGGAUUGUAAACACCGGAGUGAGCGAGGUCUUGCUACCCUGAGGCUGCUGCAGUGCGGAGACCUGGGGGAAGCCGCCAUCACCAUGUCUGAUCAGGAGGCAAAAGCUUCAACGGAGGACUUGGGGCAUAAGAAGGAAGGCGAAUACAUUAAGCUCAAAGUCAUUGGACAGGAUAGCAGUGAGAUUCACUUCAAAGUGAAAAUGACAACACAUCUCAAAAAACUUAAAGAAUCAUACUGUCAAAGACAGGGAGUUCCAAUGAAUUCACUCAGGUUUCUCUUUGAAGGUCAGAGAAUUGCUGAUAAUCAUACUCCAAAAGAACUGGUAAUGGAGGCAGAAGAUGUGAUUGAAGUUUAUCAGGAACAAAUGGGGUCAUUCAAUGGUUUAGGUGAAGACAUUUGA